Molecule: messenger RNA, 6483 nt
Organism: Suhomyces tanzawaensis NRRL Y-17324
Lineage: Eukaryota; Fungi; Ascomycota; Pichiomycetes; Serinales; Debaryomycetaceae
Product: ATP-dependent RNA helicase
Exons: 1
Coding region: 137-6418 (2093 amino acids)
Cellular component (GO): nucleus
Molecular function (GO): ATP binding; nucleic acid binding
Source: RefSeq, a predicted model, not a curated record
GUAAUGCUGCUGCCUCUUCAAUGCUUUUUUGCGCUACCUAUUAUACCGAAGCACCCACCAUCGCUGCCAGGCAACUACGCGCACCAAGCUGGCCAUCGCAUAAACGAUGCUCCAGAAAUCUCGAUAACUACCCCCAAUGGACUCGUCAAACAAACAAUACAGCUACGAUGAGAUGUCCAACAAGGUCAUACGAUCCGAUAGAAGGGGUCGUGAGGAGGUGAACACUAAUCCAUCCUCCCUUGUUGGCCAGAUCUCUGUGAAAGAUAUGGGUACUCGAGUGGCCAGAGACUCUCCAAAAGAUCAAACUGAAAUUGCACAAGCAUCCAAGACCAAAAGGGCCAAUGCUGUGUCUUUCAACAACUACUCGUACUCAAGUACCUAUGAGAACAUCUCGUACCAUCCCACGAAUGAAGACACUGCCCAUUUCUUCGACUUGAUCAUGACCCAAGUUCGCCACUUUUUACCAGACACCAGCCACGAAGUGAUAUUAUCGGCUGCUGAUACAAUAUUGGAGAUUAUCAAGGGUGACGGCGGGGUGCUGGAGAAAAAGACUGAAGUCUCGGACAUAUUGGAUGCCAAGGUGUCAGACGUCCAGUUGAAUGAUUUGAUUAAUUUAGCCAACAGAAUAACAGACUAUGCGGUGGAAGAAAUCGAAGAAGAAGAUGGCGAUGAAGGCGUUGCUGUAGUCUUUGACGAAAGUGAAGCAGAGGAUAUCCCGGAAGAGGAUGACGAAGACGACCAAGACGAGCCACAAGAAGAAGAGGACGCAGAAGACGCUCCUCGGACCGAGACAGUGCUCCAGUCUACCACCACAACAAAGAAAUCAAGCACUAUACUUCCACUUCAUGAAAUAGAUCUCUUUUAUCUCCAAAGAAAACUCACCUCAAUAUUUGAGAACGAAGACCCAGCAAAAAUCCAAUCCAUUCACAACGAGCUUAGCACUAUUCUUGGAAAUCGAGAAUUCACAUCUAGAGAUGUAGAGAAUGAGCUAAUGGAAUUAAUGGAUUAUGAUCACUUUGACUUUGUCAAACUAUGCACUGAGAAUAGAUGGAGAAUACAUUUCAAGAUUAUGUGGUUGAAAGUUAUGAACGAUGAAAAGGCGAAGGAGAAAAUUAUACUAGACUUAGAAGGGAUGGACCAACAAUCUUUGGCUUCCGAGCUUAGCACUGGUAUCGCUACGGGCCAAGAGAAAAAGAGAAAGCUAUCUGAUUCACUGGAACCUAAAGAGAAAAAGACCAAACCAUCAAUAAGAACUCCAAAGAUCGUGGAUCUCGAAGCAAUAACCUUUGAUCAAGGUUCCCACUUAAUGGCUACCCGGAAUGUCAAACUCCCGGAAGGCUCAUAUCAACAAACCAAGAAGUCAUACGAUACGAUCCGUAUUCCACCACCCGUAUCACCACCGAUCGGGGAAGGAGAAUCAUUGGUUCCUAUCACUGACCUUCCUGAAUGGGCAAGACAGGUAUUUCCAUCUUCAGAAACCUCGUCAUUGAAUCGUAUUCAAUCCAAGGUUUAUCCAUUAGCAUUUGGCUCGGACGAGAACUUACUUCUUUGUGCUCCAACUGGUGCUGGUAAGACUAAUGUUGCAAUGUUGACUGUUCUUCGUGCUAUUGAAAACUACAGAGACCCAAUUUCUGGCAAAAUCAAUUUGAACCAGUUUAAAAUCGUUUACAUCGCCCCAUUGAAAGCAUUGGUUCAGGAACAAAUGAGAGAAUUCGAAAGAAGGUUGACUCCUACGUUUGGAAUAGUGGUAAACGAAUUGACUGGUGACUCUAGUCUUAGCAAGCAGCAAAUCGAUGAAACACAAAUAUUGGUUACCACUCCGGAAAAGUGGGAUAUCAUAACUCGAAAAUCUGCUGAUUUAUCAUCCACAACUGCAUUAACUAAGCUAAUUAUUAUUGAUGAAAUCCAUUUAUUGCAUGAUGAAAGAGGCCCAGUCUUGGAGAGUAUUGUGAGUAGAACUCACAGAUACCAAGAAACCACAGGUGAAGCAAUAAGAUUGGUAGGACUUUCAGCAACAUUGCCCAACUAUCAGGAUGUUGCUCAAUUCCUCAGGGUAAAGAAAGGUCUCUUCUACUUUGACUCGUCGUACAGACCAUGUCCUUUAGCUCAGCAAUUCAUUGGAAUCAAAGAGAAGAAGGCGAUUAAGAAAUUAAAUGCCAUGAAUGAAGCCUGUCACGAAAAGCUCAUUGAGUGCAUGAAAAAUAAUCACCAGUUGAUUAUCUUCGUACAUUCCAGAAAGGACACCUUUAAAACUGCCAACUGGCUUAAAGAAAAAUUGGAAUCCAGCAGUGAGUCCGAAUUGGUGUUGAAACCAGGAUCAGGCUCGGCUGAGAUUUUGAAACAAGAAGCUGAAGCUAUGAAAAACCGAAAUCUAAGGGACAUUAUACCUUCAGGGUUUGGUAUCCACCAUGCAGGUUUGGAUAAAGAAGAAAGAAGUGUUGUUGAAGAUCUAUUUGCACAAGGGCAUAUUAAAGUCUUGGUCUCCACCGCCACUUUGGCUUGGGGUGUGAACUUGCCUGCUCAUACUGUUGUAAUUAAGGGAACUGAAACUUAUUCGCCAGAGAAAGGUUCGUGGGUGCAGUUGUCUCCUCAGGAUAUUCUCCAAAUGUUAGGAAGAGCUGGUAGACCUCGAUACGAUAAAAGUGGUGAAGGUAUAAUCAUCACGUCUCAUGACGAGUUGCAGUACUACCUUGCUAUUCUAAACCAACAAUUGCCUAUCGAAUCUCAAUUUGUUAGCAAAUUGGUAGAUAACUUGAACGCAGAAGUUGUCUUGGGUACUGUCAGAUCGCUUAAAGAUGCCACUGAGUGGUUGGGGUACACGUAUCUUUAUAUCCGAAUGCUCAAAUCCCCCGCCUUAUACCAUGUGGGUGCAGAAUACGAUGGUGACAAGACAUUGGAGCUCAAGAGAACAGAUUUGGUACACACUGCUUUAACUAUUCUCGAUAAGAAUAAGCUAGUUGAUUACAAUAAGGACUCUGGCGAGGUAAGGUCUACCGAGUUAGGUAAGAUCGCUUCCCACUACUAUAUCAAUUAUCCCACUAUGAACAUGUAUAACUCCAAAUUAAAACCAUGGUUGACCGAGAUCGAAAUUCUCAAGAUUUUUGCAUCAUCUGGUGAGUUUAAGUUCAUUCCCGUUAGACAAGAGGAAAAGCUUGAGGUAUCAAAAUUACUCGAGAGAUGCCCAAUUCCAAUCAAGGAAAGUCCAAACGACCCACUUGCCAAGGUUAAUGUUCUCCUUCAGUCUUACAUAUCGAAACUAUCCCUUGAAGGGUUUGCUUUGAUGGCAGAUAUGAUUUACAUAACUCAGUCAGCUGGAAGAUUGCUUAGAGGGAUCUUUGAAAUUGUGUUUAAGAAAGGCUGGUCUGCUCUUGCCAAAACUACUUUAAACUUGUGCAAAAUGGUGGAAAAGAGGUUAUGGUUGAGCUCCUCACCCUUCAGACAAUUUGGUGAUAUGUGUCCAAGAGAGAUUGUUCGAGUUACCGAAAGUUCUCAUUUACCUUUUGUCAGUUAUUUUAACUUGAAUGCCUUGGAAUUAUCAGAAGCAUUGAAUUUAAAGGGUAGCAGCCAAGUGGCAUAUGAUUUGAUCCAGCAAUUCCCCAAACUUGAGUUGAACUACUAUUCCCAACCCAUUACCUCGACUACCUUGAGAGUGCAAGUUGAGAUUGUUCCGACUUGGAACUGGUCAAAGAUUCAUGGCAAUUCGCAGUCUUUCUAUGUGAUUGUAGAAGAUUGUGAUGGGGACAAGAUUUUGUACAAUGACCAUAUCCAAAUCAAGAAGGAGUAUGCCAAGAAAGAACACUUUUUGGAUUUUUCAAUUGACAUGUUGGAUCCCCAACAGCCCAAUUAUUUCAUUACAUUUAUUAGUGACAGAUGGCUACAUAGCGAAUGGAAAAUUCCAUUGCAACUUACCAACUUGAAGUUUCCAAAGAAGGUAUCGCAUACGGAAGUUUUGGAUUUGCAAAACGUUCCUACCACAUCAUUGCCCGAUGAAUUCAAGGAUGUUUUCCAGUUUAACUAUUUCAACAAAUUUCAAUCCCAAGCCUUCGCCAGUCUAUUUAAUUCUAACGAGAAUGUCUUGAUAGGUUUGGCAAAGGGAGGGGGCAAAACUGUUUGUGCCGAGUUGGCCAUAUUGAACCACUGGAACCAAAACAAAGGAAGAGUGGUAUACAUUAACCCUGUACAAGAAAAGGUGGAUAGAUUGACCAAAGUUUGGACUAAAAAGUUUAACAAUUUUGAGAAAGAGGUGCAGAAGCUUACAGGAGAUGUCACCAAGGAUUUGGCCAUUUUGAAUUCUAGCCAUUUGGUUCUCGCUACACCUCAACAAUACCAUCAGAUCACCAAGAGAUGGCGACAAAGAAAGGUCGUUAAGGCAGUUGAGUUACUUGUUUGUGAUGAUUUGCAUAUGUUGAGUAAUCCCUCCUAUGCCAACUAUGAGGUGAGUAUUUCUCGUAUGAGAUUGAUCUCUUCUCAGUUCGGAACCGAUUUGCGUAUUGUGGCCCUAUCUUCUCCACUAUUCAACAGCAGAGAUAUUGGAGAAUGGUUAGGCUGCUCCAAACAUAACAUAUUCAACUUCGAUCCUUCGAACAGAUUCAACUAUAUUGAUGAAAUCAGAUUAUUAUCUUCUGAUAACCAGCAAACGUUCAUGAAUUGGGGGCUUAGAAAUUGUUGGGACUUGAUAAAUCUGGCCGCAAGCUCAUCCAUUACCAGAACGUUAAUUUUCCUCUCAACUAGAAAGCAAUGCAUAGAUGUUGGCUCCAAGUUACUUCAACUUGCCAGUGGAAGUGCAUCGUUUUUGAAAGUGGAUGUUGAAGAUUUACAGCCAUAUCUCGACCGCAUAAGUGAUCCAAUACUUUCUGAGUUCUUGAACAGUGGUAUUGCAAUUUAUCAUCCAGGAAUGAACUCGACCGACAAGUUGAUUGUGGAAAAACUCUUUGAGAAUGAUCUUAUUUCCAUUUUAUUAUCAAGUAAAGAAACUUGUUUCUAUUCUCCGUCUGCACCACGAGUAAUUAUCUUUGGAACAGAAGAAUAUGAGGGCAAAGAGCAUAGGCUUGUUGAUUACACAGUGAAUGAAGUGAUAGAAAUGAUCGGUUGUUGUGUCGAUCCCAUUUCCAAUAAGGGGAAGGUGACUUUGUUGACUAACCAAAACAAAUUGAAAUUCUUUCAAGAAUUUUUGGGCCAAGGCUUGCCGGUGGAAAGCUACUUGAACGCCUCUCUCCACGAUCAAUUUAUCGAUGAGAUUAGUGCAAAGAACUUGAAAUCUAACCAGGAUUGUAUUGAUUGGAUAACAUACACUUAUUUCUACAGAAGAAUAAGAAACAAUCCUAACUUCUACGAUGUUAAGGAUACUUCAGGCUUGGGGAUUUCGGAAUACCUUUCCGAAUUAAUUGAGAAUACAAUGAAGGAUUUGAGUGAAGCAGAAUUAGUGGAUAUAGAGGAAGAUGAGGACGAGGAAGAGACCUUCUCCCCUACCAACGGAAGUCUUAUUUCUUCUCAUUAUAAUGUCCCUUAUGCCAGUAUGAACUCUCUUAAUAAGUUGAACAACAGGACCAAGAUUGGUGAACUUAUCGAAACGUUGUGUUCGUCGUCUGAGUUUGAAGUGCUUAAGAUCCGGGAUAACGAACCACUAUUGCUUAACAAGAUCUACAACAAAUUGCCAAUCAAGUAUUCUAAUCCAAAGUUUGAAAGUCCGUACGUGAAAGCUUUCAUACUCCUUCAAGCGCAUAUGUUAAGAAUACCAUUGUCUUUUGAGCUUCUGCAGGACAAGAAGAUUGUGAUAAAGACCUGUUUGAAUCUUAUUGCCGCUUGUGUGGAUACAUUGUCCAGUCAAGGUUAUCUCAGCUCUAUCCAAGUGAUUGACUUGUCUCAAAUGAUAGUUCAAGCAGUAUGGUUCAAGGACAGCCCCUUGAAGCAGAUCCCAAAUUUUGAUCAAGCUAUUUUACAAAGAUGUAAGGAGCAGUCUAUUGAUACCGUUUAUGACAUUAUGUCGUUGGAGGACGAAGAUCGUGACAAGGUGUUGCAAUUAAAGGAUGACAAGUUGUACCAAGUUGCUGAAUUUGUUAACAAGUAUCCCAACAUUGAUAUACACUACACUUUAGACUUGGAUGAACCAAUCGUGGCUGGAGAACCAAAGGAGAUUACCAUUGUGUUAGAGAGGGAUGAAGAAUUGGAAGAUUUGAAUGUGGUCGCCAAACAUUACCCAUUUACCAAAGAAGAAAACUGGUGGGUUAUCAUUGGUGAUUCAUCGACUAAGCAGCUCUAUUCUAUCAAGAAGACUGUUAUCAAGGACGAGACUCAGGAAUUGAAAAUGUCGUUUACUAUACCUAACGAAGGAGAGUUUAAGUUGGGUAUUUGGUGUAUGUGCGAUUCAUAUAUUGACGCUGAUAAGGAAGUGGAGUUGAACGUGAAAGUAAGUCAAUAAAAGAGUCGUGUUCUAAGCAUGUAAUAUACUGUAUAAUUAAUGCAUUUGUACUAUUUGAAGCGCCG